This is a messenger RNA of Penicillium psychrosexuale, 954 nucleotides long. Its product is annotated as carbon-nitrogen hydrolase family protein. Bases 1 to 954 code for a protein of 317 amino acids. The record is from RefSeq and is a predicted model, not a curated record. NCBI's taxonomy places the organism in Eukaryota, Fungi, Ascomycota, Eurotiomycetes, Eurotiales, Aspergillaceae. Gene Ontology annotation, molecular function: hydrolase activity, acting on carbon-nitrogen (but not peptide) bonds, in linear amides. The transcript is spliced from 3 exons.
AUGGCCUCUACGCAUCGCAUUGCCGUAAUCCAAUGGCAUAUCAAGGUUGGUGCAUCGACUUGGGCUGUACCCGAGCUUCGAACCAUUGAAGACAUGCAAUUGCGAUCGGAUUUGCUAACAGUAUCGCAGGAGCUUGACCCUGAGUAUAAUCAUGCGACAGCAUGCAACUACAUCAGUGAGGCUGCUGCUCAAGGCGCCGAGCUAGCCGUCCUUCCGGAAUACCAUCUCAGCGGCAUGGUCCCCACAGAUCCCCUUUGGGCAGUCCAAGCCGGCAAGUCCGCCGAGUACCUAGCGAACUAUCAACGCCUGGCCAAGAAAUUGCAAAUCUGCAUUGUACCGGGUACAAUCAUCGAAAAGCACACGGGGCCCGAUCAAUCAACCCUGCUCUACAACACAGCAUACUUCAUCUCAGACGAUGGCACUGUGCUCGGCUCCUACCGCAAGAAGAAUAUCUGGCACCCGGAACGACCCUACCUCACCUCCUCAAGCUCAGAGCCCCAUGUGGCAAUCGACACCCCGAUCGGCCGCGUAGGAAUGAUGAUCUGCUGGGAUCUGGCAUUCCCCGAAGCAUUCCGGGAACUGAUCGUCGACGGGGCGGAAAUUGUGAUUGUGCCUACAUACUGGACCCCCCACGACGCCUCUCCCGAAGCUCGCGCGUAUAACCCGGAUUCCGAAGCCCUCUUCCUCGAGUCGACCAUUACAUCCCGCUGCUUUGAAAAUACCUGUGGUAUUGUCUUCGUCAACGCCGCCGGGCCGUCGGAGGAUUUCUUGGGCUUGUCGCAGAUUACGGUCCCUCUUGUGGGUUCGAUUGCUAAGAUGGGGACUGAGGAGGGAUUCAUCGUUGCCGAUUUGGAUAUGGGGCCUAUUGAGGCUGCAGAGAGGAAUUACAAGGUGCGACAAGACCUGAAGAAAGAGGAUUGGCACUAUAGUUAUCGGCAUACCGGGCGAAAGUAG